Messenger RNA from Puccinia triticina, 201 nucleotides. RefSeq lists its product as uncharacterized. Bases 1 to 201 code for a protein of 66 amino acids. The record is from RefSeq and is a predicted model, not a curated record. NCBI's taxonomy places the organism in Eukaryota, Fungi, Basidiomycota, Pucciniomycetes, Pucciniales, Pucciniaceae. The transcript has 2 exons.
AUGGCGAAAAAUACCACUGUCAUGGAAACAAUGCAUACCAGUACUGUUAUAAAACAAACGCCGCCGCUACAGAUAAAUAACCAGGGUGAAAAAGAACCUAGAUUCUCUUUCUCCUUGACAUCCUCCUUGACUCUGAUCGGCAUGCGCACGAAGCGGAAGAAGACAACGACGCUGGGGCAUGAGAGUCACUGGCAGAAGUAG